AUGUUAGAUUGCCUAUGCGCGGAAUUUCGGGGGGCAACAUACGAUAACGAAAACUUCAGUUGUGAAUUAGUCAAAUCGUUUGAAUUGCAGAGCAUUCACAAACGGCCUUCGGAAGAAAUACUAUUAGAUUCUCAAGUGCAGGAAUCGAAAGUGAGUGGCAUCGAAUUGGCAACGACGGAUAUUCAAGACAAUUCAACAUUGAGUUGCGAAUCGGUCGAUUCUUUUAAAGAAUCACUAGAGAGUAUUUCUAAAGAGCCUUUGGAAGCAAUAAUAUCGGAUCCUGAAUUAUCCGAAGAGAAAUCGGAUAAAAUCUCGACUCCUUCAUCUUUGAGUUUAAACCGACUUUUAGAAGAAAAACAUGAAUAUUAUCUUCAUAAUAACGACCGACAUGUGAUAGCGGAACUUUUUGAAAAUCUGUUUGGUAAAAUCAAAAAAAUCGAUAGCGCAACUAAACACCUAAAGAAAAGCAUCAAAUCAUUUAAUGCAGAGGAUGGUUUGGAUGGUUCUCCAGACAGUGAGAUCGAUGCAUUCAAAAAAAUCGCUUUCACAGACAUGGGUUCGGCGUUUGAAAUUUAA
Macrosiphum euphorbiae (potato aphid) is the source of this 576-nucleotide messenger RNA. The record is from the annotation of a GenBank genome assembly. Lineage: Eukaryota; Metazoa; Arthropoda; Insecta; Hemiptera; Aphididae.